Molecule: messenger RNA, 615 nt
Organism: Alternaria arbusti
Lineage: Eukaryota; Fungi; Ascomycota; Dothideomycetes; Pleosporales; Pleosporaceae
Exons: 4
Coding region: 1-615 (204 amino acids)
Molecular function (GO): protein binding
Source: RefSeq, a predicted model, not a curated record
AUGGCGACUUCAUCGCCCCACGCGCAUGUAGCGAUGAUGAAAGAUUUGCGAACCUCGGGCAAAUACUCCGACUUCACUAUCACAUGCGGCGGCGACACGCACCACGUCCACAAGAACAUUGUCUGCUGCCGCUCUGGCUUCUUCGAGCGCGCGGAAAGGUUCCCUGCAGGUAGGGAAGCAGCUGAGAGCAAAGUUGAUCUCCCCGAGGACGACCCAGCUAUCGUGAAGCUACUCAUCCAAUUCCUCUACGAGAACGACUACGAAACCAAGGACUUGACAAUCAAAUCGGACACACGGGCCGCCAAAGCCCUACACAAGUACGACGUCAACGGCCUCAAAGAUCUGGCGCGCACCAAUUUCUCUGCACUCUGUGCGAUAUUUUGGGACAAGGAUGUUUUUGCGCAAGCCGCGGAACAUGCCCUCAGCAGCACUCCAGAUAGCGACGAUGGUCUACGCGAAGUAAUCCGUCAGAUUAUCAUUUCACAUAUCGAACUGCUCAACAAGUCAGACAUUGCGGAAUUGCUGAGCAAACACACCGACUUCGUGUUUAGCGUUCUCAGACGCGUGGCCGAAGAGAAAGCAGGCUUAAAGCCGAAGGCCAAGACGACCUCCUGA